Messenger RNA from Pyricularia oryzae 70-15, 4843 nucleotides. Its product is annotated as TKL protein kinase. Lineage: Eukaryota; Fungi; Ascomycota; Sordariomycetes; Magnaporthales; Pyriculariaceae. Gene Ontology annotation, biological process: protein phosphorylation. The record is from RefSeq and is a predicted model, not a curated record. The coding region runs from base 1308 to 4460 and encodes 1050 amino acids. The transcript has 2 exons. Gene Ontology annotation, molecular function: protein kinase activity; ATP binding.
GAGUCCAGGGGGGUGUUGGAGCUGUGUCUGGCUGCAGCUGUCCUGCACGCGCUCCGCCCAAAACGCGGACAGAUUGAUCUUGAAAAUUUAGCUUAGCUGGGAUAUUCGAAUGAAUGGGAUGAUGUCGCGCCGAACCAAGCCAAAAGUAGCGACCGCCUUACUAUUACUGCGUAAAUUUCAAGCCUAUCAUCAACUACUUGAAGAUUAACAUUUUUGUUUGACGACCUGCCAUCGUCGGGCAUCCAUCCAUUUACCCAUCCGCUCCAUCGUAUUGACGCGUUGGGCUCGAGGAGUAGCAGGGGAAAAGAAGAAAAAUAAACCAAAGCCAAAAAAAAGGCAAUCACUUAAAAAAAAAAAAAAAAAAAAAAAGGAACGAAGAAACAAACCACGCACAAAGCUCACACCCACAAACCACCAACAAGCAACUCAAGGACGGACUGGACUUGGCUACUGUUGUGCAACAUUCGACGCUUUAGUAAGCUUCACAAACUUCAUCUCACGAACUUCUCCGCCUCAGCUCUAUUCCUCGUCCUCGGUUCCACGACUGCGGCCCUAUCUUCCCUGGCUGGUAUUCCCGCAUGAAACAGGUUCGGGGAAUGACAGCAGCAGAUACAGUCACUUUUGUCGUUUUCACAUCCGAACUGGCCGUAUCUCUUUUAUGCAAACGAACACCUGACCUGAACAGGAUUUUGUUUCCCUAACGAUACACCGCUGGCCAACCAACCCUGUCGCUGCUCCUGACUUGGUGUACGCUGUUUGCCUCAUAAGCAGAUACAUCCGGUCGAUCUGCGCCAUUUCAACUACUCAGCGUCACGGUAGCCAGCCGGCAGUCCGUCUCAGCGGAUCGACUGGUAUUGAAAGGCAGUUUUGUCUGGUGCACGCACACUUGCGUUGCUCUCAUUCAGUUUCCUGCAGGGCCUAUCGUCCGCAUCAGAUGAGAGCUGCAUCGCACAGCCUUGUGCCCUCCCACCACACGCGACUUCUAGCAUAUGUUCAUUUGCCUUCGGACUUCAGUAGCGGUAAUUGACUGUUGGAAAAGAGUCCGGGGUAAGAAGGGACCCAGCAGCUGCGCAGGUGCAGCAAAUUCAAGCAUCAAAGGAAUCCACACAAACACCACAUCCACGCCAGAGGCACGGUGGUAGUCGGCUUCUGGAAUUUUUGAUCUCUUAUAAAGUCAAAGUCGGCCGCAUCAGCCUGUCAUCCUACAUGCCGUCGCCCCUAGACUUGUGCAUCAGAAAUUCGUCACGAUACUUGUCGAGCCAAGAUUUUCGACAAGAUCCUGCGAGCUCUCACCGCCCAGGCCUCUCAUGGCUCAAAGCGGUCAACCCCUGCAAGAGGAGCCAUUCUCACCGCUGCCUGAGUCCCCAGUCAGUACAACAGCACCGGCCCCAUCUUCCGCCUGGCCAGCUAAACCUCCCAGCUUGUGGCGAAAGUUGCUGGGUAGGGCCAAUGGCGGUGCCGAGCAGCCAGACGACGAGGCUUCCGAUGUCGAGGAGGACCAUGGCGACUCUCAGAGACACGAGGCUGAUACGGAGGAGAAGGAGGAAGACCUCGACCCCGACGACCCUCGUCUCGUUCCCGUACGCAAAAUGAACCGCAAGGUCGUGGCGGGCCUCCCGCGGGCACAGACGUUCAAAAGACAACAGUCUGAGCUCCGCGACAACCUUAUGCCCGCCGAGCUCUCUCCGGCUGAGCGUCGCGGCCUAUCUUCAGACCGUAGGCUAUACUCACCACCGUUGAACGGCUCAGACAGCUAUUCUAAUCCUCGCACGAGUGCCCCGGAUUUCGUUUCAUCCUUCGGCGACUCGUUAGCCGACGUCAACAUCUCUGGAACGACCGCCUCGGUUGAGGCACCCCGAACAGCUUCAGCGUCUUUCGUCAACGGAGGUACAGAUAAGUCUGGCGAGGAUGGGCCACUUGAGAUUGCAGGCUCGCUCCCCUUGCUGUCCCCUAACUCAGUGACGAAGUUUCCCGAACGGUCUUCCGAUCAUAACUUGGACACAGAUUCCAUGACAACCUCGGUAUACGACCAGCUGAUCCACGAUGAUCUGGAGCGUAUAUGGAUCCUGAACUUGUCGAUGCAUUUCCGGGACAAGUCCAAACGGGAGAAAUUUUUUAUCACAUACCGGCAACAUGAACACCUAUGGCGGCGGGUCACCAUCUCACUAGACUAUCGGGCCUCCCCAGAGAACUCGUUAGAGCUGGAUCUCGAACACACCAAGUUCCAGCGCGAGAAAAAUGCAAAAAUAUACGAGGCUAUCAGGGAUAGCUUGGCUGACAUACAGUUUUACGACACUGUCACCAACCUCAAACUCCAGACCACAGACGGCAGGCUCCACGUGCAUGUGGUCGAAGAUGUCAAUGAAAUAAUACAUUAUCCGACAAUCCCAAUGAUACGACAUCUCGACUGCAGGCGCGUCAAGGAGCGCGAGAUUCAUUUCGAAGCACACAUGUCAGGUUUUGUGUACAAAGUCCGUGUUCAUGGCAGAACCUUGAUCAAAAAAGAAAUUCCUGGCCCAGACACAGUUGACGAGUUCCUCUACGAAAUAAAUGCGCUCACUCAGCUGCAAGAUUCGCGCUAUGUGAUAGGGCUAUAUGGUAUCAUCAUUGACGACCGGGAGGAGCAUGUUAAAGGCCUACUCAUCAGCUACGCCGAGAACGGCACCCUUGUGGACAUGAUUUAUGACCACGACCACCAACUACCGUGGCCCAGACGUGAGAAAUGGGCGCGCCAGAUAGUCGAGGGUCUCUCUGAGAUCCACGAGGCUGGCUUUGUUCAGGGCGAUUUUACAUUGUCCAACAUUGUCAUUGACGCAAACGACGACGCCAAGAUCAUCGACAUCAACAGGAGAGGCUGCCCGGUUGGAUGGGAGCCUCCAGAAGCAACACCACUGAUUGAAAGCAACCAGCGCAUCUCCAUGUACAUUGGCGUAAAGUCUGACCUUUAUCAACUUGGCAUGGUGCUGUGGUCUCUGGGAACACAGGAGGAUGAGCCCGAGCUGCAAAACCGACCUUUGCGGCUAAGUCUGGAGACUGACUGCCCCGAAUGGUACCGCGAAAUUGUCCACAUCUGUUUGGCCGACAAUCCGCGUCAUAGGUUACAAGCUGCGAGGCUUUUGGACAUGUUUCCUGGCUCAAAAUACCAAUACGGUAGUGGUGCUGGGCGCUUGCCUCCGCACCACCAUCAUCAGUAUUCACAUGCGCCGUCAGCCUCGUUCGAUUCUUCUGUCCACAACUACAACAGUGCCCCCAUCAUCCGAACGAUCAACUCGCCGCCGCCAGAUUGGUCGUACAAGACGUACAGUGGCCAAACAUAUGUCGACACACCCGCAGGUCUCUCUCAGGAUCCGUAUUACUUCCCAAUGCGCGGAAGAUCUCCCCCAAGCCCAAUAGCAAGUCACAGAAGUGGCGAGAUGUAUGGAAAUCGAUACGGGCCACCUGCUUGGUCUGCCUACAGCUACGAGCAGAACCGCACCAGUGAAUACUCGGCCAGUGAGAUUGGUGCUGAUGAUAGAAUGGACAACGAUGCACUGCGUGGGGAGAGAAGCGAGGCUUCUUGGUCGGUCCAGGGAGAAUCCCUGGCGGAUACGGAACUGGACGAGGGGCUCAGCAUGGGUGCUUCGCUGAUCGGACUAGACGGAUCAACUUUGCAAGCUCCGGUAAUACCGGAAGAUGCUUCCCGUGACAAUGCAACGCCGCAGCCAAAAUACGCCAACACAUCGAUGCUCCCAGCAAGUUUGGCGGGGCCCUUCAUAGCGCCUGGUGAGUUUUCAGCGCCGAAUUCACUCAAACCUUGCGACAAACAACCAGAGGCCAUUCCAUUACCUCCCUCGCCGAUUGAUGAGGUCGAUUUGGUAGCUUCAACGGCCUCGCAAGCCUGCGAGUCCGAGAAAAAUGAGACGGACGCGGAUGGAGAUGGCGGAGCACUGAUAUGGCCACUCGAUGAGUUCCAGUCGGAUAAAGAAGUACCGGACUCGAUAGGGUUUGCUACUGGUCUGCCUGCGGUCGAUACGUCCUUGGUCCACUCUCAAGUUCUUAGAACCGCCUAUCCGAGAACAGAAAUAUCAACAUUAUCCGAGCUGACUGGCAUGGACGUUCACGAUACGGACAUCCUGGGCGGUGCAAGCCUGACCCCAGUUGCCGAGACACCAGAGACGAUGUUGAUGGUGAAUCCACUUGAAUCACCAAUACUAGAGCAAGUCCUGGAGAGCCUGUCACCGCGACCAUCGAGUACUAGAAGCAGCCCACCUCCAGUCCUGCCAAACGAGUUGAAAGGUGUCGGGUCUGCACAUGAAGAUACAAAUGAAGAGGUGAUGAGGACUCGAGACUCUCUAGACGACGACUUUACACACAACGUUGAUGCCAUGACCUCGGGCACAAACCUCGCAAACGAUUCUAAGUCGAUAGCCUUGAGCGGGGCCCGUCAGGAUCCCGUAACCACCCAUACCAUCGCGACCUAGACAUUACGAUUAUCUAAUGAUCAUGUUAGCCUUUUUUUUCCUCUGUCUUUUUUUUUCUUUCUUUUUUUCCUCUUCUUCGCACUUACAUCCAUGUACAGAACCUGUUUUGCUUUUUAUUUCCAGUUCAUUUCUCAAAAAAAAGGUGUUUUGUAUUCACAGCAUUCGAGAUCCCCUGUACCUAUUAACAUUCACAAUUAUGGAGUUUUGAUAAACGCCGGUGCGAGCCGUCAUCCUUUCCUGCCUAUUCAUUCGCCUAUGCUCCUUUUUUGUGAUAGCAUCACCGUUUUCCUGCAUCAUAUUUGCUCGGGCUUAAUAAAUCUACUGAUUACCUAAUCCUGUAGACCUUUAUCAAUUACACAAAAUGAGACUUUCGUAUGGCAACC